Messenger RNA from Cryptococcus amylolentus CBS 6039, 1380 nucleotides. RefSeq lists its product as hypothetical. Lineage: Eukaryota; Fungi; Basidiomycota; Tremellomycetes; Tremellales; Cryptococcaceae. The transcript has 4 exons. Gene Ontology annotation, molecular function: protein binding. The record is from RefSeq and is a predicted model, not a curated record. The coding region runs from base 1 to 1380 and encodes 459 amino acids.
AUGUGGCCCCUCUUCAGCAUUCAGCCCAUCCCGGGCAAAGGCAGAGGUCUCGUCGCCAACCAAAGCAUCCCUCGGGGCACUCUCCUCAUUAGCGACUUACCCCUACUCACUUUCAUGCCCACCACCAAAGGCGGCCGCGCCCGAGCUAUCGAGCUCUACAAGCAGCUCCCAUACGACAAGAAGAUAGCCGUCGAGGCAUUUCAAGAAGGGCAUGGGCGCAUGAGUUUGCGAGAAGUGUUGCUCGUUGUCGGUCUGCCGAUUGAGCAGCAAGGGGGUCGCGCGGGGGUGUUUGAGAAUGCUUCCUUGCUCAAUCACUCCUGUAUUCCAAACUGCUACCAUUUUUGGGACGGGGUGAAAGGGCAAGAGAUCGUCCACGCCCUCAUCGACAUCCCCGCCGGCGCCGAGCUCACAAUUGAUUACACCAGCGACGACAACCUCCUCUUCUACCAGCGCCAAAGGGAGCUUCAAAGACGGUUCAACUUCACUUGCUCAUGUCCCCUCUGCUCCCUCCCGAGAAGGGAGAGAAAGAAAAGUGAUAACCGCCGUUAUCGAUACACCCAACUAGUCGACGAAUUCCCCACCGCUCUCACCGAUUGCAGCCCCAAAGUCGCCAUGGGCCUGCUUAACGCAAUGUUCAAACUCAUUGAGAAAGAGUCUCUCUGGUCCCAUCUGGGGGCGAGGUACGCAGACGGCUUCCAACUCUGUGCCAUGCACUCGGACGUUUUUCGAGCCCAUGCAUGGGCGCGCCGGGCUAAACAGGCAUAUAUCAUCGCGCGAGGAGCAGGUAGUAAAGAUGCAAAGGGUAUGGCGCUACUGGAGAAGGUGCCUGAGAGGUUUGGGCUCUUUGGGACGUUGUGCAAGAUCAAGAUGUACCCGCCAGGCGCGUUGUUUGUCCCCUCUUCUGCGAAGCAACUUUUUGCAAACGGAGUACCUUCUUUCUCUAUCACAUCUCCUAUCAUCUCUCUCGCCCCUAUCGUCACCGCCCCUCCAGCCGUCAGCCAUCAGACUAUUCCCCCGGGCACCAAGCUCUCUAAGGGUCAGUGGAAGCGCGCUCGCGCGAGGGCAGCUACAAGAGCUGAUGGAUAUGCGCGGAAAGAAGCCGCUACCACUACUAUCCCCCCCGCCUUCACUUCCAAUCCCUUCUCCCCCCUUCUUCCCACCGCUUCUCCCUCCAUCAUCAGCGAAUCCUCCGACGAGUCCGUUGAUGGAGAAGAAGACGUCAUCAUAGAGCUCGGUGCCGCCACUGCUGUUCAUCAUCAAGAAGACGAGGAGCCGGAAGAGGAGGAGUCGAGGUUUGAAGAGACGGAGAUGGCUGAGAUGAAGAAUUUCUGCAGGAUGAUGAUGGAGGUGACAAUUGCUGAGUGUGUGUGGGAGAGUUAG